AUUUCGUCUUGAAAUUAAUAAAUUAAAUUUGAUAAUUGAAUCAAAAUAAAUAAAAUCAUAAUGGACAGAAAACAUCCAUGUCCGAAAUGUGAAAAGGCAUUUCUUCAUCAAAGUCAUUUGCGUGUACACAUGCGAAUUCACACGAAUGAAAGGCCGUACAAAUGCAAUUUGUGCGAAAAAAGCUUUACGCAAAAGGGUCAUUUAACAACUCACAUGAAAGUGCACUCCGUUGAAAAGCCGUUCAAGUGCUAUUAUAAUGGCUGUGGAGAAAGUUUUAAAUGGAAAUCCGGGUUGGAACAACACAUGUACGCAUUGCAUUCUGAUGAAAUUUUAUCUAAAAUUUCACCGAACGACCCGAAGAUAAUGAGCCGUAAAUGUAACUUCUGCUCAAAACUUUGUGCAUCUCCCGCAGCUUUAAGGGCUCACUUGAUAACUCACACCAAAGAGCGGCCAUUUUCGUGUAAUUUUUGCAACGGCACUUUCACUACCAAAGGUAAUUUAAACAGACACAUCAGUAACAUCCAUCAUAAAAAGGAAACUCCAUCUUGCUCCGAAAAAUGUGCACAAGAUGUUCAACGAGAGCAGAAAGAAUCGUUUGAACGACCAUCAACAAGUUUUCUUAUACCUGAGUCAACAGAAUUUCAAGAAAUUUCUUUCGAUGAGAAUCUUUUUACUUUACAAGACUGUGAAGAAUUCCUCGAAACUCUUAACGUCAAUUUUGGAAUUCUGCAACAGGAAGGUUUUUCACAAAUGACAUUUUCCCCAGAUAUGGACGUUGAAGACAGAAAACAUCCAUGUCCGAAAUGUGAAAAGGCAUUUCUUCAUCAAAGUCAUUUGCGUGUACACAUGCGAAUUCACACGAAUGAAAGGCCGUACAAAUGCAAUUUGUGCGAAAAAAGCUUUACGCAAAAGGGUCAUUUAACAACUCACAUGAAAGUGCACUCCGUUGAAAAGCCGUUCAAGUGCUAUUAUAAUGGCUGUGGAGAGAGUUUUAAAUGGAAAUCCGGAUGGAACAACACAUGUACGCAUUGCAUUUUGAUGAAAUUUUAUCUAAAAUUUCACCGAACGACCCGAAGAUAAUGAGCCGUAAAUGUAACUUCUGCUCAAAACUUUGUGCAUCUCCCGCAGCUUUAAGGGCUCACUUGAUAACUCACACCAAAGAGCGGCCAUUUUCGUGUAAUUUUUGCAACGGCACUUUUACUACCAGAAGUAAUUUAAACAGACACAUCAUAAUGAUUCAUCCGAAUAAGGAAAUUCCAUCUGGCUCCGAAAAAAGUACACAAGACGUUCAACGAGAGCAGAAAGAAUCAUUUGAACAACCAUCAACAAGUUUUCAAAGACCACAGUCAAUUGAAUUUGAAGAUAUUUCAUCAGAACAGAACCUUUUUACUUUAAAAGACUGUGAAGAAUUCCUUGAAACCGUUAAUGUCAAUUUAGGAAUUAUCCAACAGGAAGGUUCCUCACAAGUGACAUUUUUCCCAGAAAUGGACGUUGAGGAAAUUAAAUUGGAAUGUCCGUUGUGUCAUGAACAAUUUUUCGACGACGUUUCCCUUAAAGAACACGAAAGAAACGUUCAUCUGUUUGAUUAAUUAAUUAUGGACAACUAAUUUUCAAAAUAUAUUAAAUUAAUAAUAUAUCAGAUUAUUAAUAUUUCAAAAUUUAAUAACAAAGAAAAAAUUAAAUAUUUAUUAAAGAUGCUUAGUUACAGUUCGCGAUAUAUGUAAAAUCGUCGUGGAAAAUAUACAUCUAAUUUAAUUUAUAACGACAAUUAUUUGAUAGAAACUUCAUAAUAUUUGAAAGAAACAAAACUUAUUAAGUUAUUUUUUAUAUUUAUUGCUUCAA
Messenger RNA from Centruroides sculpturatus (bark scorpion), 1842 nucleotides. Its product is annotated as zinc finger protein 813-like. The record is from RefSeq and is a predicted model, not a curated record. Gene Ontology annotation, molecular function: RNA polymerase II cis-regulatory region sequence-specific DNA binding; DNA-binding transcription factor activity. Gene Ontology annotation, biological process: regulation of transcription by RNA polymerase II. NCBI's taxonomy places the organism in Eukaryota, Metazoa, Arthropoda, Arachnida, Scorpiones, Buthidae. The coding region runs from base 61 to 1080 and encodes 339 amino acids. The transcript is spliced from 7 exons.